Desarmillaria tabescens is the source of this 3624-nucleotide messenger RNA. RefSeq lists its product as uncharacterized. The transcript is spliced from 13 exons. The record is from RefSeq and is a predicted model, not a curated record. Lineage: Eukaryota; Fungi; Basidiomycota; Agaricomycetes; Agaricales; Physalacriaceae. Bases 1 to 3624 code for a protein of 1207 amino acids.
AUGACAACAUCCUACGCAUCUUUCAACACCUGGUAUGCAGCAAACGAAUCAGCGAUCUCAUCCGCAGCUACAGCGAUUUCUUCGCUUUCGCUGGAUACAAAAUCGAUUGAUAGCGCAUUAAAUUCGUUUGCUGAGACCUCUGAAGUGGUGAUGAAGGGUUUGGAUGCGCUCGGUCAAUUGCAUCCGUUCGUGGGCGUGGCCGUCCUCGCCUUCAAACUUGUUAUUACGCUCGAUAUGGCGCGCCGAGGCAACAACAAAAAAGUCCUCGCUGUGAAGCUUCAAAUGCAGGACACAAUGACCGUACUAUUUCAACUUCGUCAUAUCAAGGAUCCUAAAGAAGUUGGGCCCGACGGCACCACGAUCGAAGAUCGCAUGGGUUCCUUGAUGGAAGCAAUCGCAAAGGACAUCCGAGAAACUGGCUCCGCUUGCGACCAUUACCUGAAGAAAGGGUUUUUGGCCAAGACAAUCAAAGCCAAGAUUUAUGAAACUCGUCUCGCAAGUUACGCCGCAAAAUUCACGCAAUACCGGGAGGACAUCGAUUUCGCUCUUCAGAUUCAUACAGCACUCGGUGUUGAAUCCGCCAACGCUAAGCUGGAUGGUCAGGACAAGACACUGAAGUCCAUGGAUCGCAAGCUCGACCAGACCAUGGAAGUAAUGAUGUCGGUGUUUAGGAAGUUGGACACCUCGAGGGAACGGGACGUUCAAACGUUUAUCAAAGAGAAGGGAGGAGUCAAGGCGUGCAUAGAUAAUGAGCAAUUGUUGCAUGAACUUAUCGACAAAAGCGGGGAGGGGAUAGCGGGUGUACUUGGGCAUCAGUCGGGGACGGGGCAAACAUGGACUGGGGUCAAGGACAAAGUCCAGAAAGAGAUGCGGAAAGAAUUGGCCGAGGAUGUCGAGCAAGCUUUAGAAAGGAAUAUCGCCCACUUUGAGAAGAAGCUGGAGAUUCAGAACCGACAACUGACGUCGAUCUUCAAAGAUUCAUUGAAGGACACCGAGUCUCAUAUCCUUACCGCCAUGGCAUCUGGUGCUCAUGACCGAAUUAUCAAUGAAGAUUUGAAGGAGCUUUGGAAAGAUAUGGCCUGGAGGGGUAGUGUCAAGGCUAAGCACCUCAUUCUUGCCCUUCAUGACUAUUUGAUCGACAAACUCGGCGCUCUGAGUGCCUCGCCUAUGAUGUCGCCCGGUGCUUCUGAACUUGGAAGUCCCAUCAUCUCACCGACGAGUGCUGUUACCAACGAUUUUUUCUCUCUCAAAUGCAAGAAUGAUCGCUGGGCUCUGGCGUACUUCAAUGUGGCCCACGUUCAGCCUAUCCUCGAAGCCGUAGAUGAUGACGCAACAGGUUUUAUCACCACCAAAGAGAUCAAUACCUUCACAAAGUCUAUGCCACCGGGUUGGACACUUCCCCAAUGGAUCGCGUACUGGGCUGAAGGCUGGCAUGUCAGUUUGAAUCAAUACAAAAAGAAGAUCCGCAUGAUUCUCUCUACAAUGUACAGCACAUUUCCCCAUGUGUUACCAGCCAACCGUGAGGCAGUGGUCCUGUAUCUUCAGCACGAUGCUAUCUACCAGGUCGAUAAACUCCUUCAAUCUACUCGAGACCUACCUCCAAACGCUUCAGAAAGUAGUGAAUUGCGAAGACUCACUGAAGCGUACACUCAGAGUGAGGAAGCGCGUCUGAUGCGUAACCUUGAAGAUGUCCUAUAUGACAUUGAUGCAAAAUCCACUGUGGCCCUGAUAACCGGACCUGGGCGUAUCGAACGUUACAUUUAUCCCAUGCUCUACCUUCUUCUCAGGCAUCAGCUAAGAGUGGUCCGUUUAUCUACCAGAUUAGUUCUGGACCCGUAUGAAAUGUCGAACAUGUCCUCAUCCUUGUGGAACUUGUUCUCGGUAGUCGAUCAGCGAAUGCACAACCUGGCGUCAAUCUUCAAGCAGAGUAAUGUCGAUGUCAUUGAAAAGCUCGAGAACUUUGCUUUUGGCAUGGUAAGACAUUCUCCUUCUUGUACAUCUGAAGUUCUUAUAUGUCUCGUACAGUUCAAGCUCUCCUACAAAAAUCCCGAAAAGCGACCAUCCGAUAACUAUAUCUCUGACUAUAUCAAUGAAGAUCCUACCAUUGAUGAUGAGGGCACCGAACCUCUUAUGGACAUCCCUCUCAGCAUUCUACGAUAUCCUCUUCCCGAUACUUCUGGAUCCGAUAUGUACCACCUUCCCUCUGACUUCACUGAAGACCCCCCCGAAGACCUAAUACAAGGACAGUGGACUGGUCACCUUUACUAUGAACGUAAAUCGGAUCUAUGUCUGGUACAGCUCGUCAUCGAUUCCGUGAUAGAUGGCACUUUAACCGGGAAAGCGGCGACAUGGAAGUGGACUAUGAAUAUUUCAGGCGACAUUAAGGAGGACAACAAGGUUUUGACUCUCCAGAACGACGAAAUCGAUGCGGCUGAAGAAAGCCAAAGCGGCGCGGCUUACCCCGAGUCUAAUGAAGCUGACGUUGACGAUAGUGCUUCACAAGCGUCCGAUAGUUCAGGAUCUACCGAUCCAGAGUCAGAGAAUUACUAUUACAAGUUUAUUUUCCGUCGAGUCCCUGCUUCCUUGUGCAGAUUCCUUCCCGGUGAUCCGCGAGAUCUCCCAGUGGCUGACGAGGACGCAGGAAAUCGCGCUCGGGGACGAUGGAGGUUUGCCUGCGCCUCUGUGCUGGACCGAUUGAGGAGGAAGUCCUUUUCUUGGAAGUUCCUGAAGGACAGGUUCAGUGAAAGACGUCGCUUCUUGGAAUUGGCCGUCAGAGAUCGAUGUAUGGACGAGAAUUAUUGCCCGCGUAACCCCUUGUCAGAGGAGGAACAACAGGAGUUGUAUCUUUUGAAAUGCACUGUCUGUCCAAUGGAUAGUCGGUAUUACUACUCCUUUCCUUUGCUUUUCCCCAAUACUGAUGAUUCCUGUUAUACCAGUUAUUAUGGUUGCGACUCAUGCAAUGGUCUGAUUUUGGGGAGUAGGCUGGCAUGCCUCACCUGCAUGAACGAUUCGUUUACAGACACGAUUGAUCUAUGCACGAAUUGCAUCGACACAAGUUGCGAACGUGGUGGAUUCAUGCAUGAUCCGUCCCAUGUCCUGCUGAAGUUCGAUAGUGUCGUCUUGGAUGGUCGUCUGCGGUGGAUGAUUCCUGAAGCCCGUUCUAUGGUAGUCCGCAUCAAAAAGGAGUUCCGAUCUUCUCUCAAGAACCGUAUCGAGCCUAUGGAGAAGAGUGGCUCGUCCCAUAGCAGUCAGUCGAAGAAAGAAGCUUCGACCGCAGCCUCACCCCCAAAAUGUCGGUGCUGUGGGAAAGUUAUAUCGUUACCUUGUUGGGUAUGCUUGAUCUGCACCAUCGAUGCGUAUGUUUGCGACGAAUGCGAUGCCGAGAAGAAGGAACCAAUGCCAGGUGAUCCUCACGAGCUCGGGGAGCCCCUUCUACGAAUCGCCGAUUGCAAUCCGCCGGCGGAGGUCGUCGCGACCGAGGUGAAGCUUGCAGCUCUCGAGAAGAAGUUCGACAAAGUUGAUCAGCGGCUUGCGGCACUUGAAGACAGAGUCGAGAACCGAUUAUCUGCGAUGGAAACGAUACUGAAAGAAUAUUUCAGCAGUUCAACCAACAGAAAUAUCUAA